AAAGCAUAGUCGUACUGAAACACAGACUCAAUCUUUUAGGGUUGUCGUCUCCUAGCGGUGACCGACCUCAAGAGAAGAGAAGACGAGAGAUCCCUCCUCCACUAAUUCUUCUCUCUUCCGAAUCGAUUCGUAUUCUCUGCGUCAGGAAUCGAACUCCUUGGUUUCCAGUUUUCGAUUUCAUAUCUUUUCGAGAAACGCACGAUGGGAAGAGGCAAGUUCAAAGGGAAACCCACAGGCCAACGCCGAUUCUCAAGUGCAGCUGAGAUACUUGCUGGCACUUCUGCUGCACGUCCUCGUUCAUUCAAGCAGAAAGAAGCGGAGUACGAAGAAGAUGUGGAAGAGGAGGAGUCUGAGGAGGAAUCCGAAGAUGAAUCUGGUGUGAAGAAGAAAGGACAUGAAGCUCUGAUCGAAGUUGAUAACCCUAACAGAGCAAAACCAAAGACUUUGAAAGCAAGAGACCUUGAUGCAAGUAAAACCACUGAACUCUCGAGGCGUGAAAGGGAGGAGCUUGAGAAGCAACGAGCUCAUGAGCGAUACAUGAGAUUGCAGGAGCAAGGCAAAACCGAACAAGCAAGAAAGGAUUUUGAUCGUCUGGCUCUGAUACGCCAACAGAGAGAAGGCGCCGCCAAGAUGCGAGAAGAGGAAAAAGCAGCCAGAGACGCGAAAAAAGUCGAUUCUCGCAAAUGAGACAAGUGUCACCCUCAGACAAAAAAAGAACUGCCUACUAUAGUACUUGAAAGAAGAAGAGACUCCUCGGAUGGCCGUCUUUACUUUGUUCAUUCAGAAAAAAAUGUCUAUUUACUCAGUAUUGUGUGAAUCUUUAUACAUUUGAAAGUUAUUACUUAUUAGCAAUC
Brassica oleracea var. oleracea is the source of this 854-nucleotide messenger RNA. Its product is annotated as 28 kDa heat- and acid-stable phosphoprotein-like. The transcript has 8 exons. Bases 202 to 687 code for a protein of 161 amino acids. NCBI's taxonomy places the organism in Eukaryota, Viridiplantae, Streptophyta, Magnoliopsida, Brassicales, Brassicaceae. Gene Ontology annotation, cellular component: cytosol. The record is from RefSeq and is a predicted model, not a curated record. Gene Ontology annotation, molecular function: RNA binding.